GGGCCAUGCGGGAGCCGCGCUCCGGGCUCUGCCCGCUCCUCUUCAUCCUCAUCCUCCUCCUCCUCCCGCUCCCGUCGGCGGCGGCCGCCCCCCCAGCUCGGCCGUGCAUCCCCCUGGGGCUGCGCCGCCCGCCACCAGCGAGCUCCAGAGGCUGCACAGGGCUGUAUGGGACCAAGGAGCCCGACGUCGCGGCACGGGAGAAAGGGGUCUCUGUGCAGCUGCCAAGGGUGGGCAGGGUGCUCUCGGCACUCACUGUUUCCCCCUGGGAUGCCGUCUCCCCCCGGGAUGCUACUGGCUGGCCAGACUCUGCCCCAGUUCCUGUGCGGAGCAGGCGCUCGCUCCAGGAGCUCCCCAGGAGGCAGAAGAGGGACUGGGUGAUCCCCCCCAUCAAGGUUCCUGAAAAUGAGAGGGGUCCCUUCCCUAAAAAGCUUGUACAGAUCAAAUCCAACCGGGACAGAGACACUAAGAUCUUCUAUAGCAUCACGGGCCAGGGGGCGGACGCUCCCCCCGAGGGCAUCUUCACCAUCGAGAAGGAGACAGGCUGGAUGAAGGUGACGCAGCCGCUGGACCGGGAGCACAUUGACAAGUACCACCUCUUCUCCCAUGCUGUAUCCGAGAAUGGCAAACCGGUGGAGGAACCAAUGGAGAUCAUAGUCACAGUGGUGGACCAGAACGACAACAAGCCCCAGUUCACACAGGAGGUCUUCAGGGGUUCUGUGUCAGAGGGUGCUUUGCCGGGCACUUCCGUGAUGCAGGUGACGGCCACGGACGCAGAUGACUCGGUGGAGACCUACAAUGGUGUUGUCGCCUACUCCAUCCUCAGCCAGGAGCCACGGGAGCCCCAUCCUCACAUGUUCACCGUCAACAGGGCCACCGGUACCCUCAGCGUCAUCGCUAGCGGCCUCGACCGGGAGCGCGUGCGGGAGUACACACUGACCAUGCAGGCAGCUGACCUGGAUGGCGAGGGGCUGACCACAACGGCACUGGCGGUGAUCGAGAUCGCGGACAUCAAUGACAAUGCCCCUGAGUUUGACCCCAAAAUGUACGAAGCGGCCGUGCCAGAGAAUGAGGCUGGGCGGGAGGUGACCCGGCUGGCCACCACUGACCUGGAUGAGCCGAGCACACCGGCGUGGCGAGCCGUCUACUCCAUCCUGCGCGGCAACGAGGGAGGCGCCUUCACCAUUUCCACUGACCCUGCCAGCAAUGAGGGUGUCCUCCACACUGCCAAGGUGGUGUCUCCCCAUGUCCCCUCCUCCCUGCUCACAGCGGGAUGCUGCCCAUCCUCUCCUCUCUCCUAGGGUCUGGACUACGAGGUCAAGAAGCAGUUUGUGCUCCACGUGGCCGUGGUCAAUGAGGCCCCCUUUGCCGUGAAGCUGCCGACAGCCACUGCUACGGUGACAGUCAAUGUGGAGGAUGUCAAUGAGGCACCUGUCUUUGUCCCACUGGUGCAGCUCGCCCAGGUGCCAGAGGAUGUGCCACCUGGGCAGACCCUCACCUCCUGCACAGCCCAGGACCCCGACAAGGCCCAGGGGCAGAAGAUCAGGUACAUGGUGGGGCACGACCCAGCAGGCUGGCUGGCUGUGCACCCCGAGAAUGGCCUCGUGACGGCACGGGACCACCUGGACCGCGAGUCCCCCUUCACCAAGAACAGCACCUACACUGCCGUGCUGCUGGCUGUGGAUGAUGGCUCGCCACCUGCCACAGGCACUGGCACUCUGCUCCUCACCCUGCUUGAUGUGAACGAUCAUGGUCCUGAGGCCGAACCCCGCGACAUCACCAUCUGCAACCGCAGCCCCGAGCCACAGGUUCUCACUGUCACAGACAGGGACCUGCCCCCCAACACUGGCCCCUUCCGUGCCGAGCUCCCCCACGGCUCCGGGGACAGCUGGGCCGUGGAGGUUGGUGAUGAAGAUGACACCGUCACCCUGCGGCUGGUGGCACCACUGGAGCCAGACCUGUACAGUGUCUACCUGCGGCUCCUCGACCGGCCAGGCAAAGCCCAGCUCACCGUCAUCACCGCACGGGUCUGCGACUGUGAGGGGCCGGUGCAGAGCUGUUCCCAGAGACGCCAGCCUGCCAGCAGCCUGCCCUUCAUCCUCGCUGCCCUUGGGGCCAUCCUGGCCCUGCUGCUUAUCCUCCUGCUGCUGCUGCUCUUCGUGAGGAGGAGGAAGGUGACAAAGGAGCCACUGCUGCUGCCUGAGGAUGACACCCGGGACAACAUCUUUUACUACGGGGAGGAGGGCGGUGGGGAGGAGGACCAGGACUAUGACCUGCGCCAGCUGCACCGAGGCCUGGAUGCCCGCCCCGAGGUGCUGCUCCGCAAUGACGUGGCCCCCACGCUCCUGCCGGCUCCGCAGUACCGUCCCCGGCCAGCCAACCCCGACGACAUCGGCACCUUCAUUGAGGAGAACCUGAAGGCGGCUGACACAGACCCCACGGCCCCCCCCUACGACUCCCUGCUGGUGUUCGACUACGAGGGCAGCGGCUCGGAGGCCACCUCGCUCAGCUCCCUCAACUCCUCCGCCUCUGAUGCUGACCAGGACUAUGACUACCUCAACGACUGGGGCAGCCGCUUCAAGAAGCUGGCGGACCUCUAUGGCGGUGGGGAGGAGGAUGACUAGGAUCCCUCUGGCCUCGCUGCCCCCCUGCCCCAUGCCUUACUGCUGCCUGUGCCUUGGGUCUGCCCCCUCCUGCCAUGCCCCCUGCUUCGGCACAGCCCCCUCACCUUCCUCUCCUGUG
This is a messenger RNA of Cuculus canorus (common cuckoo), 2739 nucleotides long. Its product is annotated as B-cadherin. Gene Ontology annotation, biological process: multicellular organism development; cell morphogenesis; calcium-dependent cell-cell adhesion. Gene Ontology annotation, molecular function: cadherin binding; calcium ion binding. Gene Ontology annotation, cellular component: cytoplasm; catenin complex; adherens junction. NCBI's taxonomy places the organism in Eukaryota, Metazoa, Chordata, Aves, Cuculiformes, Cuculidae. The record is from RefSeq and is a predicted model, not a curated record.